Molecule: messenger RNA, 809 nt
Organism: Panicum hallii
Lineage: Eukaryota; Viridiplantae; Streptophyta; Magnoliopsida; Poales; Poaceae
Product: autophagy-related protein 8C
Exons: 6
Coding region: 211-570 (119 amino acids)
Biological process (GO): cellular response to nitrogen starvation
Source: RefSeq, a predicted model, not a curated record
CGUGGGGAAAACCGGCGCACGCCAUCGCUUGCGUGCGCGUAGCAUUUAACCAACCACACAACUCUCCCCCAAUCCCCACUCCUCCCCCCACCCCACCAUUUCUCGCAUCCAUUUCUCCGGCCGCGAUCGAUCCCGUCCGCUCCGCCUCCGCCGCCGCUCGCCGUCCGUGAAUCCCGUUUGCUGCUGUCUGCGCUCGUGUCAGGACAGGCGAUGGCGAGGAGCUCGUUCAAGCUGGAGCACCCCCUCGAGAGGAGGCAGGCUGAGGCCAACCGCAUCAGGGAGAAGUACCCCGACAGAAUACCUGUCAUUGUUGAGAAGGCCGAGAGAAGCGACAUCCCAGACAUUGACAAGAAAAAGUACCUUGUUCCUGCCGACCUCACAGUUGGACAGUUUGUCUAUGUGGUACGGAAGCGGAUCAAGCUCAGCGCUGAGAAGGCGAUCUUCAUCUUUGUAAAGAACACCCUCCCACCAACAGCCGCUCUGAUGUCCGCCAUCUACGAGGAGAACAAGGACGAGGACGGGUUUCUCUACAUGACCUACAGCGGUGAGAACACCUUCGGGCUGUUCUAAGCGCACGGCGUCGCGAAUGGCCUCGUCGCAAAUGCCUCCUGUAAAUACAUAUCUGAAGAACCUGUGUACAUAAUCUGGUCCGCCUUUGUCGCAAGCAGCUCUUAAGCUGUGUUCUACUGUUAAAAAAGGACCUUUGAAGCGUAAAAUGCUCAGCACAUUUAUGUAGCCCUCUCACCCUCUGGCUAAACUUGUCCUAUGCUUCAGAAAUCCUAUCAAGUGUUUCUCCCUGAUGUUAGUUA